Molecule: messenger RNA, 2002 nt
Organism: Daphnia pulex (common water flea)
Lineage: Eukaryota; Metazoa; Arthropoda; Branchiopoda; Diplostraca; Daphniidae
Exons: 2
Coding region: 21-1262 (413 amino acids)
Source: RefSeq, a predicted model, not a curated record
GACAGACAGGUAUUCCGGCAAUGGAUGCAAGUGCAUCGGCUGCUGCACUGAUGACAAAUGGACAAGCGCAUCAGCAGGACUCGUCGUCACGUCAGAACAUUAACAGCAGGGAGAUGAACGAUUUGGCUUCCGAUUGUAACCAAUGGGGUCGUUACAACGUCCAUUACCUGGAGCCGGAAGGUGAGCGGAUGACGAGUGGGGGUGGCAGUGGCAACAGCAUCAACCGUGUCGGUGCGGCCCCUCCAUCUCCUUGCCCCGGUGGCAUCAGCCUCAGUGAUAAUAAUAAACGUCAUCAUUCGGCGGGGCUGCGACCCAAAGUGUCGACGUCGAACGAGGCCCAGGGCGGAAAUGGGGCCACAACGCGCAGCAUCAAACGGCACGGAAGCGACGCCGGAACGCGGAACAAGGGCAUGAAAAACCGGAACCGCGUCAGUCGGCGACAAUCGGAAGGACCCAACGGUUCGGCCGCUGCGGCUCGAUCCAAAAUGCAACAACCUCAGUGUCAGAGUCUAAACUCAGCAGCAUCGUCUGGCCAACAUUCCGGCAGUGGUUCCAGCGGAGGCGGAAUCAUUCGACUGGGCUCGAGCACAAGUUGCCUGGAGCCUUGUUUGCGUCUCUCCAUCAUCCACAGACACGAAAGCGAUUUGCGCAAGAAACGGGUGGCCUUCAGUGACGCUCCGGUCGUCGUGUGGAACGAUCCGCCAGUGAUCCUCUUCUCACCCCCGCCCACCACCAACCGACAAUCUGUAACGUCGUCGUCGUCUGCCGGGCAGCUGGCCUCCUAUCAUCGAAGACACUCGUACCCCAGCAACAGCUUAUUGGCUGGCGGAUCCGAUGGCGAUUCCGGCGGAUUCAAAGACAGUGCUGGCGCUGGUGACGAAUAUCAACACCAGGGCGGAAGCGGCGGAGGAGGAGACGAAGUGUUGACGCCCAAAGAACGUCGCCGGAGGAAAGUGGUCAUGGCCGUUGUUUGCACCACGUUCAUCCUGUUAACAGCCUCCGCACUCUUUGUCCUCAUCACGCUCUUCAAUGCCUCCGCCAUUGACGAAGCCGUGCGCAAGGAAAAUGAACUGCAGACGAUCACUUCCAUUUCCAGCAACGGGGACAUGAACAGCACAACCGGCAGCUCCGGUUUAUUGUCUCAACAGUCGACCAGCCAAUUGGGGACGAUUCUAAAUGCAACAACGACGGCGAUACCCGGCAUCAUCAUCGGCACCCUCACAGCAGCAGCAGCCAACAGUUCGACGAUGAAUUCGAUAUAAUUCCGUCUAGCUAUCCGCCUGCCAUAGAUUCGAAAAAUAAAAAAAAGGAAGAAAUGAAUUCGUCCAUCGCCGCCAACAACCUCUUCUCCUCCCACCAAGAAAAUUAAAAAAAGAGAAAAGUCCACCACUGUCACCAGUUGUCGUCGUCUCGUCAAACUGAUUUACAAAUAAUUGAAUUAUCAAAACAAACAAUGAACUGAAGCCAAUUGUAGCUAUGAUUAAUUAUGACUGUUACUUGAUUACGUAAAAGAUAAAAUUUGAACGCGAGUGAGAACAACAGCAGCUUACACCGUAUAUAUUCUUCGUCUCAAUUUGUUCUCUUCCAAUAUAAUAUGCUGUUCAUUAAAAAAAAAAAGGAAAAUUGGAAAUUGUAUUUGUCGUCUAAUGGAUCCCAGCUCCCCGAAAAUUCCUUUCCCUUUAUCUCUUCUCUGUCUUCUUCUCGUUCCCCUUUCCAUCAUCCAUCGUACACCCAUCCACCGCUGACUAUUUACAUGUUUUUGUUUCAAAAAAUGAGUAAGAGCGAAAGAAGAAGAGGGAUAUCAUUCGGUGCUGCCCACAGGAAUAAACGGGGCGCCUGCGAUGAUUGCAGCUCGAGCAUUCAGAGAUUUCUGGGUAGAAGAAAAGAAUGAAAAGAUUCGAUGAAGAAACAACAUCGUUAUUCGUUUGUCGCAGACCUUGUUUGUAUAACCUAGUCGUUGCUGACGUUGUUUAUUUGUAAAAUAUAAACCAUUUUACCCCCA